Messenger RNA from Biomphalaria glabrata, 10647 nucleotides. RefSeq names its product cilia- and flagella-associated protein 46-like. The record is from RefSeq and is a predicted model, not a curated record. The transcript has 73 exons. NCBI's taxonomy places the organism in Eukaryota, Metazoa, Mollusca, Gastropoda, Planorbidae. Gene Ontology annotation, biological process: axoneme assembly; cilium movement involved in cell motility. Bases 370 to 9033 code for a protein of 2887 amino acids.
GUUACCUAUAUUAUUUUCUAGCAGUUCUUUUUAGCAUAUCUUGUACCGGAAUUAUAACUACUAUAUAGAUCUAGAUCUAGAUCUAUGUAACGAUCUAUAUAUCUAUAUAGAUAGAUCUAGAUACUAUGGUAAUUCUGAAUAAUAGCAUGAAUCAUAAAGCUAAUUAAAAUAGGAUUUUAUGGUCAAGAAUUCUAGUGAUCUGCUGGCGAAUAUGAUAAUCAAUAUCAUGUGAUGAUAAUAUUCAUGAUUGAUUGACAUGAACCAACAAUACAAAAAAGUGUCAAGACAGUCAAGUGUAAUAUAGACCUGUAGUUUUACAGAUAUCACACAAUGACCUUUGCAUCAACAAAGCAGAUCUAAAUAAUUAAUAUGGAUGCAAAUAUAAGACGAUUAAUUGUUAAAGCUCAAAGCAGUGAAGGUGAGGAAAAUCCUGCAUUACUCCAGGCUCAUACUCUUCUUCAAAAUGUAGCAAGGUCUAGAGCAUCUACAGACAUACCUGAGUCUUUUGGACAAGACUUGUAUGUUUUGUGUGCUGAAGUAGCAUACCAGCAUGGUUUUAACAACAUUGCAAAGGAUUGCAUACAGAUGUUUUUUAUGAAACAGCCAGCAUCAAAUCAAUUUCUAGGUCGUGCAUAUCUCUGCCAGGCUCAGUUAUUAGCUCCUAAAGAUGCAACUGAUAAUGAACAAUUUGAAAAAUCUGUAACAUACAUUCUGAAGACCAUUUCUUUUGCCAAAGCUAAUUCCAGGUACCACUUUCUUGUAUACAAUGCAUCAGUAAUCUACUGGCAGCUAUGUAGACCGUUUCUGAAGUCAGGAUGCCGGCAAUACUUGGUUCAAAGCUUACAACAGAUAGUCAAAGCACUUGAUGAAAUUGAAGAUAAAGACUCGGAAUGGCGUGCUCAGCUCAUGAUAGCUUUGGUUGAAUGUAACAUUGAUGCUCACAAACGCAGUGAAGCUUCACAGGUUGCUUCUACUGCUGCUGCAUUUAUUAAGACAAAUGUUCCUUCUCUCUAUAAAAAAAUAUUUGGUCUUAUGACCAGAUACCAACUUGGAGAUGUUUCAAAAAAUCAAAAAGAGCUUAAAAGUUCACCAGAGCUUGCUUUAUUUCACAGAAUCUGUAAAUUAAAAAGUUCUCUGAACUUAACAAGUGUGAUUAAUGAAGACCAACUGGUAUCACAACCUAAUUCUGUUAUGAUGUUUUUAGAGGAGUCUGAGAAAGAUUUAAGCAUUGUCAACUUGGAACAAGGAGAUUCCACAAUAAAUUAUGCUGCUGAGAUAGAAAGUAUUUUAAAUCUACUGGGAUCUUCUGACUCUGCACUACAGGUAGCAGCUAUUGAUGGAAAGACUUCAGCAGAAACUCUUAAAGAAGAUGAUGUUGAGAAGAAAGAUCGCAAAUUCCCAAAAUCUGCAACCAAAGCUCCAGCUCUACCAAAGAAAGUGCCACAGACUCCUUCUGAUAAACGGUUAUCAAAGAGAGAAAGAUGCAAUCUCUUGAUAGAAUUAGCAAGAUUAUGUCUUGAGCUGAACUUUCCUGAUCAUGCCAAUGUUUGUGUGGAACAAUUAAAAACUCUUUCACUUCAGGAUCCAAGUGUGUGCCUUGAACAAGAAUUUAUUGAAUGUGAACUGAUGGUCAAGAUACUUGGAAAGAAGCAAGAAAGUUUUAAGAAAUCAGUUAUUGAUAUAAGAGUCCAAGCCAUCAAGAGAUGUGAGGAGGCAAUUAUGAAUGCCAUACGCAUUGGUGACCCAAAUGUGAUUCAGGCAGGUUGUGUUACUCAGUGGAACCUCUGCCUUCCACUUUUGCAGCCUAACUUGAGAAACAAAGUGAGGCGACCUUUGACUCUUGUGGCACAAGCUUUAGAACAAAUAGACAGUUUACUGGUGCAGCUUCGAUGUCAAGUUCAUACAGAGCUGUCUCAUUGUGAAGAAGAUCAGGAACAGAUCCAGACUGCCACAGAAAACUUGAAAAAAGCGUUGCUGCUUGAUGAUACUGGUGUGUAUCAUGAUAAGCUGGUAUCAACACUCAAGCGUUUAGAACUAAGAGCUCAGCUGUACAAGCAGCCAGAAGGAACAGAAGAUUUGGCAGCCAUGAUCAUAGAACAGGCACGGACAGCUGAUUCUGGUACAAAAAGCAUGAAACGAUCUAUGCUUGUCAAGGCAGGUGAAGCCCUUGCACCUGAUAGUUUUUUACUAGUUUUAGACAGUGAGAAUGAUACAAAAGUUGUGUCCACUGGCAAAGAAGCUUUAACUAAAGUCAAGCAGCUUUCAGGUAAAGCUAAACAGUACAAAAGCUGUAUUGUUAAAACUGAAGGACAUCUUAAUAGAACUGGAGACUCCAAUAUCAUGGAAAGGAUAAAAUUAUGGGUUGACCUUGUCAAAAUAGCCCGUAAACAAGAAGUUUGGGAUGUUUGUAGAACUGCUUGUAAAUUUUGUCUGCUGUAUGAUGAUGACAAAGUUUUAAUGACUAUACAAGCAUUAGACAAUUCUAAUGCAAACAAGUCUGACUCAAGCCAAAGUGACCUAUUAAGGGAAGAGUCAUCAAUUGAGUUGGAAAAGAAAACAUCCAGUGUGGUCUCAACACAGGUUGCUACACCACAAACACAGAUUACUCCCAUCAUGAGAGAGUUCAUAAGAAUGUUUGCAGAGGUUUCAUUCAUUCAGGGGGAGGCUUUAAUUCAACUCUUGAGAUCACACAAUGUGGAACUUAAUCAAAAGCCCUUGUAUCCUGAAGACAAAAGCAAGAAGCCAAAAGGUUAUGUAGCUAAGAAGCCAGAGGAAGAUUUGGAUUGGGUAGAAUACAGUGAUUGGCUCAUGGACUUAUCUAAAGAAGCCACUCAAAGUUUUCUGCGAGGCCUAUCACUGGGUGUCUCUAUCAAUGAACCAUGGAUUGUGUGCAGUGCUGCAGCUUACAUCUGGAACUACAAUAAUCAUAUUAUUAGUCAGGGAGAGGAAGAUCAAAUCUCCUCUGACUUGAACAUUGUUCUGGAGGGUCUUAAGAAAGUUGGACAUGCUGGAGAAACAGUGAUGCUGGUGAAUAUUUGCAAUGCUUUAGCAAAUGGAUACAUGAAGAAUUGGAUUCCCAAACGUGUGGAACCUGAAAAGCUAGAGAUUAAAGCAGAGCUAGAGAUUCCAAUACAGAGUGCCAAAGGCAAAAGUGCCAAAGGUGUUCAGAUAGCCACAAAAGUAUCCAAGACAGCAAGUUUAGCAACUGUUUCACCGGAAGCUUUAGUUGAUCUUAAAAAAGCUAUAGAGGUCUGUGACCUAGCAAUGAAGAUUACAAAUGGAUCAGAACCUGAAGAUGUUGUGCCAAUAUACUCCAGGCUUCCUAUUUUGCAGACAUGGGUCAAGGCCAAGCAAUUGGCCCAGCAGCAAAUAUCGAAAAACUUAGGGGUUGAGGAUGAUAAUAAGAAAGGAGGACAAAACUCAAUGACCAGAGCUAUAGUUGCUGUGGAGAUACUGAGUGUCAACAAAAAUGGACAAAUGGAAUUUAAAGAUAAUCCAUCUUUAGAGGAAACCUUUCAUAUGGUUAGUGAAGCCAAGUGGAGUGAUAAAUUUGUUGAACUGCAACUUUGGGCCAGACUCACUGCUCUGGCAUAUGCGGAUCAUAUACACAACCAGGUUUUGACAUGUUCCAAAAAAACUUUAAGUUUUGAGAACAAUCCAUUGAAACUAGACAGAAAUCAAGAGAAAGUCAAACAAGAAAUGUUGUUCUAUUCCUGUUUACUUAUGGGUCAAAGUUUAGUAGAAAACAUGAAAGGAAGAAAUACUAUCAGACGUGAAGCAUUGGAAGCGUUUGUCAACAGUGCUAAGUUUGCUAAAAAUGCUAGCAACUAUGAUUUGGUUAUGAUGGCAGCAAGGCAUUUCUGGAACACAUGUCUACCUUUAGUUGGGCAGCCAAUUGAACGGGAACUUUUGAAAGAACCUUUAAAAACAAUUCUUAAUGCAAUUGCUGCCGUUGCUGAUAAAAAUGUCAAGGAUGCUUCCUUAGCAGAAGAACAAGAGAGGGAUGAGACAGAUGGCAGAAAAAGCAGCAUUAAAGAAAGUACAAAAAUUGACAAUGAUCUGUCUUUACGAGCUGCCAUGUAUGGAGUUUUGUUUCAAUCUUUUGCUGAUAAGGGUGAGUGGGAUCAAGCUCUCCAAUCCAUUGAUAAUGCAGUGUCCUGUAUGCCUAGAACAAAACACAGACUGAUCCUGUUCAAACACAGAGUUAUGGUCAAAGCAAAACUUGGACAAGCUAUUGAUAUGGACAUGCAGAAAUUUAAGGAUGAGCCUGAAGAUUUUGUGGCAAACAUGUGGCACAGAGUAGCUUUAAGUUCAAAACUAGCUUCAGAACAGAUGAAGUCAUAUCAAAAAGCUAUUGAUAUUUUAGAGAAUCCUAGCAAUGUGUACCAGAAAGUGGAAUACAUAAUAGAGUUUGGUCAGUGGCUUUACUGCAACCAUUUUCCUAUUAAAGUUGUGCAGGAUCUUUUAGAAUGGGCAGUAGACUUGUUACUCAGCAUCAAGCCUCCUGAGAUUGUUAAAGCAAACUCAGAAGUAAAGCGGACUAAAGGGUCAAGACGUCAACUUUCACAGACUUUAGAUAUGAAAGACAAACCAUCUAGCACUUCUGUAUUGCCUGCUAAUACUCCAAAACAAAAAGAUGUCUCAUCCAAAAAUGUCAGUUCCAUAUUGCAGCCCAAGAGUCCAGUGAGUAUGGUCAAUAGAGAUGAAAGUAAAUUGGAUCAAUCUGAUUCACUCAGGACUUCAGAUUUAGGUAGAACUCCCUCCCCCUCACUUAGUCCAAUCACUCAACUGAAAGACAUUCGUCAGUUAGAGACUUUGUACCGUAUUCACAUUGUGCUGGCUGAGAUGUUGGGCCUGGACUCUGUUCAUUACAAGGACACACUGUUGACUGCUUACAAUAUUCUUAUGAGACUUUGGGAGGCUCUGAUACGUUAUUUUGGCCAACCAAUGAAAGAUAUUUCUAAAAAUGUCUUGAAAGAGGACGCGCCUGCAACAUCUUCAGGACCCAAAGGAAAGAAAGAUGAAAAAAAGAAAGAUGAUAAAGAGAAAGUACAACUGCCAAAACGUAAAAGGAAAUUCCCACUUGAUGUUCUGCCAUCAGAUAUAGAGUCUUGGGCGAUUUAUGAUUGGCCAGAAGAAGGUGUGGUUGCUUUUAAAGUAGAUACUUACAAGUCUAUGUCUCUGAAUGAGGUCAAUUUUCCAAAACCUAUGCUGACCUAUCACUACACUGACAGCUUGAUUAGACAGUUGAUCAAGGUAGGCUACUCUCAGUUCACUCUUCCACUUCUGGCAUUUGAAGAUCUUCUGUCAAGAAGCGUCUUGUCAAGUCAAGCCCUCAAUAAAUUAGUGCAUCUCAAAUCAUUAAUCAUAUGUCAGGAGCUGAACCUUAAAACUGGAAUCAAUUUUCAUCAAAAAAUUCUUGGAAAUCUACACAUAGCUGAAACAGACCAAGCAGUAAGCAGAAAUGAAAUCGCCAAAUGGCAAGAACUUCAACUUCAAGUAGCAAAAGAAGAGCAAAGAGUAAGAGAAAUUUCUGCCCUGGAACAAUCAAUAUCAUCCAAAAUUGCUAUAUCAUCAGCUUACUCUGCACAUGCCAAUAUUAGACAGGAUGACUCUGAACUAGGUGCACCUCAUCUUGGUAAAGUCUAUGGAGCAGUGUCUGUGAGAGAUGUUUGGACUGACACUGCUGAGCUUCUUAUCAAACAGGUUCAGUAUCAAAGAGCAAGAGAAUAUCUAACUGAAGCUAACAUAGCAGCAGAAGCAUUCAAUGAUAAGCCUUUACAAGCCAGAAUUCUGUUUCUAUUUGCCAAAUUGGCAUACCAUGAAGCUCAAUAUGGACAAACUGUUGCAUUGUGUACUAAAUCACAGGAACUGGGAGAAGCUGAAGACAUAUUUUGGUACAAAAGUAUAAAGCUGCUAGCAAAUGCUGUGGUCAUGAUGAAAGCUGAUAAAGAAAAUAUAAAUAAAGCCAAGAGACUAUUGAUAGAGGCGAUAAAUGAAUUCACUGCCCAUGGAGAUUCUAAUCCCAACAGAUACAAGAUCACCAGAUAUUAUUGUGCUAAACUAGAAGUCAAAUUGCUACAGCUUUACAUUGACAAUUUACUGUUGAAACUGAAGGUGGACAAAUCUGACCAAACACUUGAAUUGAUUUAUGCUGGAUGUGAGCGCUAUGAGUCCAUAACAAAUCAAUUAAUUCAUCUUGGACACUGGCUAGAUGCAAGGAAGUUAAUCCUAAAGCAUGCACUCCUCUUUAAACAUUUAGCCAUGGAAACUACAGAUGCAAAUAUUAGCAAGAUUUAUUAUAUGGAGGCUAUGAAUGUCUUAAAACAAGCUGUCAAUUUGUCAGAGAAAGUUUUUCAUGAUGUCCAUUCUCUGGUUUCUCUUGCUCAGAUGAAGAAUUUAAGUACAGCUGUGCAGAGAGAGCUAGCAGAAGUGAACAUUGAGAUGGCUGAACUUCUGACUCAUAUUUUGGCAAUCAGACACACAGAGUUGCGUCAGGAGCAGAUGCAGCAAGAAAAGAAAACUUCAAUCAUUCUCCAGAUUGAGGAGUUUGUUUGUGAGACACCUGUUUAUGAAGGUCAUGAUAAAGAAUGGCUGGAUGUUUGCAGUGUUGCUGGGAAUGAAGCGAUGUCCUAUUUGUUAAGUGCUCAAAGUUUGUGUUCCACUGUUAUAAGGAUGAAAGCAAAGUGUUUAGUUACUCUAGGGAAACUUCUUCACACUCUUGCUGAAUGUGAAAGUCCUGAACCUCCAGCUCAGUGGACAGUCCAAGACAUUGAAAUAAUGAAAAUGCAACUUGCUGCUGAAGAAGCUGAAGCUGCUGCAGCUGUGGCUGACAUAGAUGUUGAGGCUGAAGAGUCUGAAGAUGACUCUAGCAUACUGCCAUCAGAAAAUCAAGUUUCCAAAUUGCAGCAAGAACUCUUUGAUGUUGAAGAAAAGAAAAGAGCAUCCAAGUAUAGGGCUCAGAUAAUUCAGAAACAGCUUGAACAAGACAAAUCUCUUCAUCUUUUUAUGUGUGCCAGUGAAUAUUUGUACCAAGGCUUAAAUAUUUGUCUUCAGAAUCAAAUUCUGGAUGUAGCAAGUAUUGCCUCGUAUGAGCUUGUGAAAUUAUUGGCUCAGUUUGAUUCUCAUGCUUCUUCCCUCAUGCUGGCUCUCCAUCAGAGUUGUCAGACUUCUCUGAAGCUUGAGAAACUGCUCAUUUCAUCUCUGCCUGACCCUUCAACUUCUAAACUUGCUGCCAUUUUGCACCAGAAAAAUCAUCUGCUUAUGAAAGAUGUCACAACAAAUAACAGUGUCAGUCCCAUCUACAGAGAGUUGAAGUUGUCCUUGAAUGCAGACUGGCAGGCUGGAAAAAAAUUAGAAGUGUCCACCAAUCAUCAAGACUUAUUAAAAGAGUUCCCAUCUAAUUACAACUUGAUUAUACUACAGCAUUCUCCUGAUAAGAAAUUUCUUUAUGGUUCUAUUCUUGAUAAACCAAAGGGUUCUGUAAUGGGAGUUUCAAAAGCAAAAGAUAAAACUGAUAAAAUCAAGGAUAAUCUGAGUACCAUACGAGAAACUCCUUUAACAGAAGAUUUCAGCAGAGCCAGAAUAUUUAGUACACCUGUCAAUUAUAACAGUCUUCUAAUUCUGGUGGAGAAAGUUAAAGCCUACAAGCAACAGCAGCAAACAGUUCUGCUGCGAAGAGAAUUUCACUGUGUCCAAGUGGCACAGAGAGAGAAGAUGAUGGAGAAUGUUGAGGCCAGCCAGAAGAUUCAGAUUAAGGUAGCAGAAAACUAUGAUGAAGAAGAAGCUGAAUUAGAGUCUCUAUUUACAAAUAUUGUAAAUGAAAUGAAUUAUUAUCUGCAACCUGUUCUAGAACCCAUUUGCCAUUCCUUAAGGUAUCCUAACAGCUCUGUGGGUAUGAACAUUGCAGGGCAAGACGUAACAUCCAAGAUAAGUAAAGAAACUGCCACACCACAGAAUGAAUGCUUGGUUUUGCUGGCAGACAUUGACCUAAUGGAGCUUCCCCUUGAAGCCUGUGUGCAUCUACAAAUAGUAGAAGGUGUCAUCUCUGUCAGUAGAGACUUCUCCUUGCAGCUGCUGCGUAAACGUGUGCCAGAAGAGAAAAAAGAUGAAAAAGAAGAAAAAGAUGCGAAGAAGAAAACCUCCAAAGAUGCUGUCAAUGUAAAUUCAAGAAUUCCUGGAGCCAGGGAUGCUAAACAAAAGCAAACUAAAGUUGUUCCAUUAAAUAGAUUAGUUCAACCCUGGCAAACUGAAGUGAAUACAAAUAAUUUUAAAUACAUUGUUGAUCCAUAUUUGGAGUGUUCAGAUGGAGAAAGGAAGAAGCCUAUAGAGGUUAUAAAUAGCCUAUUAACUACUUAUGAAUCUCAAUUUACAUCAAGGUGGCUGGGUGUCACAGGAAGCAUACACACACCAAGCCUGGGAGAAUGGGAGAUUUACAUUUCUGAAAGCAGUGCAUUUAUUUUCUAUGGUUUUGAAAGAUUUUUAUCCUACAUCCCACCCUCAAAGUUGGCAACACUCAAUAUACCAGAUUGCAGUAUUUUGUUCUCAUUUGAUCUUUCUGAAACAGCUAAAAGUUUUCAAAGGCAGAGCAAACUUGAUCUUCAUAAAUUACCCAGUCUAUUAUCUCUGGAAGCACCAGUAGAAAUGGCGAUGCUUUCAAGCUUGUCAGGAGUCAAAUGUAUCAUAGGCAACCAAUGGCAUGCGUCUCUAAGUGAAAAUGCCAUCAAGCUAGAAGAGACUAUGGAAUAUUUACUUAAGAAAGGUUACUGUACUGGUCAAGCAUUACACAUGAUUCAAAACCCCAUCAAAGCUUACACUCUGUCAAAACUUGAAUCAAUGGCUGCCAAAUCAGGUCAGAAAUCUGCUGAAUCCAAAGCAGAUUCUAAAGCCAAUAAGGGUCAAGCUGCUGAGCCUACUUUGAUGCAAAGGCCUAGUUUGCCUGAGUCAGGGGAAAUUGAAAACUAUCCUGUAGUAACCAGAGCAGCCUUCAAUACAGUGUGCUAUGGAAUGCCAAAUUUAAUUGUUACGCAGUAAGAUAAAAUAUAUACAGCAAUUAAUUUUCAAUAAAAAACAAAAAAAAACAAUAAACAACAAUAUGUCGGACAUGAUUGAGCUGAUAAAAUUAUAUAUUUUUUGAAAUAUUUUGUACUUGAAUACAAUGUUUUGAAAGGAACUUAUUGUUCUAUUAUGGCCAACAAAAUACUAAAACUGUCAUAAAUUUAAGAUAUAAAUAACUCCAUUGGAUGUUAAUAUUUAAAGUUCUCAGAAUGUUUCUGUAUGUCUGUUGUACAUUACAAUUAUCAUUUUUAACAAUUUUUCUGUUUCUUAUUUUUUUAAUUAAACAUUGGUUUACACUUAUCAAGAUUAAAAUGAAAACCAAGCUUUACACUUGUAAAGAUUAAUAUAAAAACAGAGUCCUUAUAGUGAAAUAUUUUGUUUUCACAAAUCAAGCUCUUAAGGUAAAUGCAGAUUGAUGACACAACACUGAAAUCAAAACAAUAAAUAAAAUUUUAAUGAAAAUGUGACUUUGAAAUUAUGGAAUUUUUAUAUGUAUCUAAAUUGUCAUAUGGAAUAGUAGCUAAAUGAACUAAGUGUACUCUAAUUCAAGAGAAACAACUAAACAUUGAUGAAUUUGUAAACAUGAGCACACAUCUGUAGUAAAAACAUUCUUCAAUAGGACAUACAUUGUAUUUGAAAAGCAUGAGACUUCUGCUGCUUAUAAUGGCAUACAAUUUAUGCGUAAAGAACAUAACUUCUGCUGUUUAUAAUGACAUACAAUGUAUUUUUAAAGAAUAGGACUUCUGCUGUUUAUAAUGACAUACAAUGUAUUUGUAAAGAAUAGGACUUCUGCUGUUUAUAAUGACAUACAAUGUAUUUGUAAAGAAUUGGACUUCUGCUGUUUGUCUCCCUAAAAAUGACUGAAUUAGUGCAGCAGCAACUUUUAAGCUGCAUAAACUGCUUCAUGUCUUCAGUCACAAUUAUGUUUCCCAUAGCUUGAAGAGAUAUAGGUUGUGUUUCUUUGAUAUUUAUAUAUAUUAGAAUUGUCUAUUACAACAAAACCUACUAUAUAUGUUGAUUUUCAUUUUCAAAAAUAGUUUUAAAAAUUUCCUAUCACUGUGAUACGUUGAAAUGUUAUAAUUUUUGACUUCAUUAAAGUAAAAUAGUAUAUAUAUAAUCAAUGUAAAUAUUGUUUGAUAAAUACUCAAACUUUUAAUUUAAAAAUAGUUCCUAUAAUGUUAAGCCCCAAAACAUUUGAGUUUUUAUCUUGACAUAUAUAUAAAAUAUAUUUAUUUUUCCAUUGUUUUUAUGACAGAAUGUAAUAAAAUAGUAUUUUCAACUUUGCCAUCUGCCAUAAAUUAAUGUUUCAAUGAGUUCAGCUCUCACUUGUUGAGUCAAAGUAGGCAUACCCUUCAUUACUCUGAAACCAUGAAACAAAAUAAAAUUGAUAGUUUGAAUGAAGCUUUAUGCUUUCUUACUGUUUUAAUGAAAUGGUUGAACCUGACAUUUUUUAUACAGAAGAAAAAAAAAACUGUUAAGAAAUUCACACAAAAAAAAUAUGUGCAAGUUAUUAAUCAUUAUGUGCUUUUUGUAGUUUCAUUUUUUUCAAUUGUUUUGGGCCCAUAAAGUAAUAAAAAUAAAUUGAUCAAC